CGCGGUUUCCUGUACUUUCCAGACACCGCGGAAGCGAAACGAUAGGGGGCAUCCAGUAUGGCGGCAACCUUCUGCACCUACCCCGCCGCUUCCGCCGCCGCAAACCCUACCCGUCGCCGCCUCACUCCGCCCUCCGCCGUACCUGCUGCCCGUAAAUCCAACCGCCAACCCCCCUCUUUCCUCUCUUUCCGGCGCCCCAAUGCAGCGCUGCCGCCGCUCCGAGUAGCCGGCGCUGACCCACAGGUUGUAAAAGGGGAAGAUUUCCCUCCUAUGAAUGACCUAAUUCGACUAUACAAGAAAGCUUUUCUAGAUGGAAACAAUGAUGUUGUUAGUGACAUCGAGAAGGCAAUCGCUGGCCUGGAGGAAGAGAGAAGUAAAGCAGCCUCUCAGUUUGAAAGUAUUACAGCUGAAAUAAUUUCGGGGAAGAAUAAGUUUCUUCGCUUGAAUGCUGAUCUAGAGAAUUUCCGGAAGCAGACUGAAAAGGACCGUGCAAAGUUUACAUCGAGUAUACAAGUGGAUCUUGUGCAGAGUCUGUUGCCUCUAGUUGAUAGCUUUGAGAAGGCAAAUGUAGAGGUCACCCUGGAGACUGAUAAGGAGCAGAAGAUUAGCACAAGCUAUCAAGGCAUUUACAAGCAAUUAGUAGAAACAUUGAAAAGCUUAGGUGUAGGGGUUGUUGAAACUGUCGGCAAGCCAUUUGAUCCAUUGGUUCAUGAAGCUAUCUCGAGAGAAGAAUCCACACAGUUCAAGGCAGGGAUUGUCUCACACGAAGUUCACCGAGGUUUCCUUUUGAGAGAGAGGGUGUUAAGGCCUGCCACUGUGAAGGUCUCUACUGGUCCUGGUGACCAAAACGUGAGCUCCGCAUCCUCAGAGGAGCCUGUGGAGGAUACCAAAGAGGAUGCCACUGUCUGAAUCCGCCGUCAACCUGGAGCAGAAGUAGCAAGUCGUUGUAGCUAGAGCACCAUUGUCUGGGAGCUCACAUUGUACUGUUAAUAUGGACCGGAGUCUUUUGAUUCCAAAGGAGUCCCUUUUGAAACAACACAUAUGAGAAUGUACAUUUAUGCUGAUUGCAAGGAUCCUAAAGAACUUUUUA
Molecule: messenger RNA, 1090 nt
Organism: Lolium perenne
Lineage: Eukaryota; Viridiplantae; Streptophyta; Magnoliopsida; Poales; Poaceae
Biological process (GO): protein folding
Cellular component (GO): chloroplast
Molecular function (GO): protein homodimerization activity; adenyl-nucleotide exchange factor activity; protein-folding chaperone binding
Source: RefSeq, a predicted model, not a curated record